AAUUCCAACCAAACGAGAGGCAAACUGAUGACUGGCAAAUGAUGAUUUCUCCGCCCUUUACGUAAUGAAAAGGAAGGGAUAUGGGAAUCGUUUUACAUGAUGAUGAUGAAGAUAUCAAACUCAAUUUCAGAUUUCAUGAGGUUUUACUCUCUAUGGUUGUGUAGACACCAUUAUUCCACAAAUGCAAAUAUUGCUACAUUUUUCAGCAAAUAUGUGGACAAGAACAAUGUCUUCUCUUGGAACUCUAUCAUUGCCGAGUUGGCUAGGAGCGGAGACUCAGUCGAGGCGCUUCGGGCUUUCGCUUCUAUGCGGAAGCUCUCUCUUAGACCAAAUCGUUCAUCAUUCCCAUGCGCCAUCAAAUCGUGUUCUGCCCUUCGUGAUCUCACUUCUGGCAGGCAGGUCCACCAGCAAGUUGUGAUCUUCGGGUAUGGGUCUGACCUUUUCGCGUCGUCAUCGCUGAUUGAUAUGUACUCCAAGUGUGGUAAGCUCAAAGAUGCGAGAUUACUGUUCGACGAAAUUCCCCAACGAAAUGUGGUUUCUUGGACGGCUAUGAUUACUGGGUAUAUACAAAGUGACCACGCCUGUGAUGCUCUCUUGCUCUUCAAAGAACUUUUGGUUGAAGAGAGCGAGAGCUUAGAGGAGGAGGAAGUGUAUGUUGAUGCAGUGGCAUUGGUGUCUGUUCUAUCUGCUUGUUCUCGGGUUUCGGGGAAAACUAUGACACAGGGGGUUCAUGGUUUUGCAAUAAAAAGGGGACUUGAUGAGCAUUUGGGUGUAGGGAAUACACUGAUUGAUGCUUAUGCAAAGUGUAGCGAGGUAGGCUUGUCUAGUAAGGUGUUUGAGGAGAUGGCUGAGAAGGAUGUCAUAUCUUGGAACUCGAUUAUUGCAGUUUAUGCUCAAAAUGGGCUUUCCUCUGAAGCAAUAGAAAUGUUUCAUUUAUUGGUGAAAGAUAAAGAAGUUAAAUACAAUGCUGUCACAUUGUCCACCCUACUGUUGGCAUGUGCACAUGCUGGAGCUCUUCAUGCUGGGAAGUGCAUACAUGAUCAGGUCAUAAAAAUGAGCCUCGAAGAUAAUGUAUAUGUUGGCACCUCAAUCAUUGACAUGUACUGCAAAUGUGGGAGAUUAGAGAUGGCUAGGAAGGCAUUCAAUCGUAUGAAAGAAAAGAAUGUAAAGUCAUGGUCCGCCAUGAUUGCUGGUUAUGGAAUGCAUGGGCGGGCCAAGGAAGCUCUUGAAGUCUUCUACGAGAUGAACCGUAAUGGUGUGGCUCCAAAUUACAUAACGUUUGUUUCAGUCUUAGCUGCUUGUGGCCAUGCUGGCUUGGUGGACGAAGGAUGGUAUUGGUUUAGAGCCAUGGAGCACAGAUUCCAUAUACAGCCUGGGCUGGAGCAUUAUAGUUGCAUGGUCGAUCUACUUGGGCGUGCUGGUUUUCUCACCAAAGCUUAUGAUCUAAUCAAUGAAAUGAAGGUGGCACCAGAUUUUGUGGUUUGGGGUUCUCUCCUUUCUGCAUGUAGAAUGCAAAAAAAUGUAGAGCUUGCGGAAAUUUGUGCUAAUAAAUUGUUUGAAUUAGACCCGAACAACUGUGGAUAUUAUGUCUUGCUUUCAAAUAUAUAUGCUGAUGCUGGAAGAUGGAGAGAUGCAGAAAGGAUGAGAAUGCUUAUGAAAAAUCACGGGUUAACCAAAACUCCAGGGUUUAGUCUGGUCGAACUCAAAGGCUUAGUUCAUGUAUUUCUGGUCGGAGAUAGGGAACAUCCUCAACAUGAGAAGAUUUAUGCGUAUUUAGAAGAAUUGUCUAUAAAGUUGCAAGCACUUGGCUACACGCCAAACAUGACUUCAGUUCUUCACGAUGUUGAUGAGGAGGAGAAAGGGAUGGUGUUACAAGUUCAUAGCGAGAAGUUGGCUGUGGCUUUUGGGAUUAUGAAUUCCGUCGCUGGUGCAACAAUCCAUGUCAUUAAGAAUCUUAGGAUAUGUAGUGACUGCCACACAACAAUUAAGCUGACAACAAAGAUUGUUGAUCGGGAAAUUGUUGUGAGAGACUCCAAGAGAUUCCACCAUUUUAAGGAUGGCUUAUGUUCAUGUGGGGACUACUGGUGAGGUGAAACUACUGAGGAAACAAUGAACCCCUUCUCUGUCUGGAACUUGUUUUCAUUUGCAAAUGAUGGUAGUUUGACCGGUUUUUAUGGCAAGAAUUUGUUGAGGUCAGAGAUGGAGGAGGAGUUUCAGACUUGUGUUAUUUAUUUAUUUGUAUUGUUUCUUUUGGAAGAGUGGGUGGGGAAAGAUGUUAAUCUCGGAUCAGUUUUCCAGAAAAUUGGAGAAUUGGAGAACAGAAAACAGAAAUGUUUUCAGAGAUGGUCCCCACUAGACAGUUAAGCCUUUGAGACUCUUGUGCCUGCAGUGAAUUUACGCAUUUGGGCAAUCUUCCAUUGCUGGUGAAAUUUCACAGCUUAUAAAUAAACCAAAUCUUCUGAUCACAAGGGAUAUACCCAUUUUGAGCAUCAUCCCCACUGUAAUUGCCGAGUUUCAAACCUGUCUCUUGUCUCAAAUACUGCCUACUGAACUAAGUUCGCGCGGACAUCUCUCUCCGAAAUCUGAAGAAAUAACCAAAAAUGGUGUUGCCUUCACGCCUUCAAGUUCUCUCGUUGUUUCGGUCACUGCUGAGAACUGUCCGUGACUUCCCAGACUACAACAUACGAGAAUACACCAUCGAUGCCUUCUGGCAGAACAAGGCCCUCUCAGACUCGUCUCUGGUUGCCGCCGCUCUCUCCGAUGGAAAGGCACAGCUCGAGAUUGCCAAACGUCAGGCCCUCGUCUAUGGUCUCUAUGCUCCCAAGAUCAAGACUGUUAUGGAAUUAAAACACUGAUUCGAAGAAUGAAUUUUUCCUUAAUUUAAGUGACUCGGUAGUGGUAUGGGAUUGUGGAGAAUUGUUGUUCAUAAUCAUAAGCUACCUUAUAUCAGUGCACGGUACCCUGGGAAGGUAAGUGUAUUUUGGUUAUAAUAAGUUGCAGCUUUGUUGGCAA
Molecule: messenger RNA, 3012 nt
Organism: Ipomoea nil (Japanese morning glory)
Lineage: Eukaryota; Viridiplantae; Streptophyta; Magnoliopsida; Solanales; Convolvulaceae
Product: pentatricopeptide repeat-containing protein At3g26782, mitochondrial
Exons: 4
Coding region: 97-2088 (663 amino acids)
Biological process (GO): RNA modification
Molecular function (GO): RNA binding; protein binding; zinc ion binding
Source: RefSeq, a predicted model, not a curated record